AUGACCACAGACACUAACGUUGAGAACAUGCUCUCUUUUCCAGGGACCAACGUGUUUCCGAAUGACCAAGGCACUCACUCUGUCCCUCUUCAAUCUACAGUCGACACAUCGCCCUUAUUUUCCGAGUCCGCAGAUAUUCAAAUGGCGUCAGAUCUUUCUCCAAUGCUCAAUGGCCCGUUCUCUGUCUCUUCGUCAAAUUCUGUGGGAAAGGAAACCCCCACAGAUGCUUCUGCAUCUGGGUAUUCGACCACUAGUGCAUCUUCAUCUACUUUCAGUUCCCCAUGUCCCGAGGUUGUCCGGGCGUUUCAAGAUUUUAACUGGGCGGAUACAGACCACGAGCUUGUCCUGCAGGCUGACGUGGAGAAUGACUUCUGCUCCAACGGCUAUGUGGCGAACACCAUCGACUGGAACAAGCUCUCCCAAGAAAAGCCCCCUGACACCUUUGACGGUAGGCUUUUAUUCAUUCUUUCAUGGCUUGUUUUCCAAGCAAUAUUUAACUCGAAAACGUUAGCUUUUCCUCUCAUCCAUCCUGUGCAGUGCGGCGUCGAAAACCAUCCUAUCGACAUCGUUUCAAACCUUCUCUCUACCUCUCUCCCUCGGUCUGCGACUGCUUCUCCUGCUUCCUACGGUGACCAUGUAGUGCAGCAGCAUUCAAAAUCGAUGAUAGACGAAAACUUUCAUUUCUGUCCGGUUUCGCUCAACGACAGGCGGCUCUUCAACACCUCCAUCGAAUCAUCCCGCCUACAACAACAAACUUUCCUAGACGGUAGUGAAGGAUAUUCUGUCUCCAAGAAGAAGGAUCGAUGUCCGGAACCCCGCUGUAGACGAGUCGUCAAGAAUCUGAAGGCCCACUUGCUUACCCACCAGUCCGAACGGCCAGAAAAGUGUCCCAUCGUGACCUGUGUAUACCAUAUCAAGGGCUUUGCCCGUAAAUAUGACAGGGAUCGGCAUACUUGGACACACUACAAGGGGACUAUGACAUGCGGGUUCUGCGCGCAAUCCUGGCCCCCAAUGAAGAAGAGCUUCAACCGCGUGGACGUGUUUAAGCGUCACUUGACUGCCGUCCACGGUGUGGAGCAGAAACCGCCAAAAAGCCGCAAUUACAGGCCGACUGCAUUCACAGCAAAUGACACAGAUUAUGGCAGAAAUACAAUGGGAAAGUGCUCUACUUGUUCGGCGACGUUCAGCAAUGCCCCGGAAUUCUACGAGCACUUGGAAGGCUGCGUACUGCGUGCUGUGGAGCAGGAACAGUCUUCCGAGGACAGCAACCAGAAAAAUCGUGAAGCCUCCAAGUUUACGAGUUGCAAGGCCUCCACCUCAACGUCGCAUUCGAUUAUUGGCAACGGCAACACUUUCUCCAAGCGUUCUUCCACCGCUAUUGCGGGGAAGAACAGUAAGAUUCGUGCCUUUUCAACCCGUCGUAAAGGUCCGAAGCUAUGGGGCUGCUCUAACAGCAGGAUAAAGAAAAAUAAGGAAAGAAAGAAGAGCAAGCGUGUCUUGUAUGUACUCAAUGGCCGGCACCGCCUGUGUGGAGACGAAAAGAUGCUCAAGACUGGCACCCAAACCAUUCUUCGCCUUUUCGACAGCACUGGUAGUGGCAGCCAUCGCGACGCCUUCGUCACUGUCCUGAAUGUCGAAGACAUAAAGGAUGUGCUCAGCUCUAACGAAGAACAUGGGCCCGAGGUCGAGGAUUGA
Penicillium lagena is the source of this 1695-nucleotide messenger RNA. RefSeq lists its product as uncharacterized. The record is from RefSeq and is a predicted model, not a curated record. The coding region runs from base 1 to 1695 and encodes 564 amino acids. Lineage: Eukaryota; Fungi; Ascomycota; Eurotiomycetes; Eurotiales; Aspergillaceae. The transcript has a single exon.